This is a messenger RNA of Corythoichthys intestinalis (scribbled pipefish), 5208 nucleotides long. RefSeq names its product dual specificity phosphatase 7 (gene dusp7). The transcript has 4 exons. Gene Ontology annotation, cellular component: cytoplasm; cytosol. Lineage: Eukaryota; Metazoa; Chordata; Actinopteri; Syngnathiformes; Syngnathidae. Gene Ontology annotation, biological process: negative regulation of MAPK cascade; protein dephosphorylation. Gene Ontology annotation, molecular function: MAP kinase tyrosine/serine/threonine phosphatase activity; protein tyrosine/threonine phosphatase activity; MAP kinase tyrosine phosphatase activity. The record is from RefSeq and is a predicted model, not a curated record. Bases 571 to 1719 code for a protein of 382 amino acids.
CUUGAGUGUCUAGCCUUGAGUGAUGCUGCAACUGCUGCUAUUGAUGAAACAAGUAGAAGGAAAAGUUUGAACAUUUUCUGCUUGGAGGGCAAACAGGUUGUACAUCCUCGUAGGGGCAAGCCUAUGGUGAAUGGCCGUGGAAGAAGCUCUGCGCCUCGGCCCCUUUAAAUCUCUACGCCCCGCCCUCUCCCCCGGAGCGCUCUCAACCUCUUUAACUGCUCGGACUCCGAGCUGAGGCGGAGAAUCAGAACCGCAUUUCGGGUCAGUCGUGAUCUGACGUUGAACCCUCGCUAUGGGUUUGGAUAGUAGCACCUAACAGGACGUUUGUUUAUGUAUUUAUUGUGUUUUUUUCUUUUAUCCGACUCGGGAGCUCGAAUGGACGCCGCUGGAGUGGAGGAGCGGGAGGUAGAAGCCUCCGCGCGUUUGAGUUGCCUGUCCGGAGCGGAGGGGCAUGUCGGAUCCGGCUGAAUGGAAGCGGAGGUGGCGGAAAGAGGAUCAAGUGAACUUUAGCUCGGCGAUUUCUCCUUUUUCCCUCCCACAUCUGCCUGAAGACACAGCAGAGGAUUCCCGAUGAGAAGCCCUCACCGGCGGGGCGGCUGCGCGAUGGUGACCGUGACGAUGAGUAAGAGCGCCGAGUGGUUACAGGAGGAGCUGGAGUCCGGGGCCGCCGCGCUUCUGCUGCUCGACUGCCGGCCGCACGAACUCUACGAAUCGUCGCACGUCGAGGCGGCCAUCAACGUGGCCAUCCCGGGCCUCAUGCUGCGCAGGCUGAAGAAAGGCAAUCUGCCCAUCCGCUCCAUCAUCCCCAACAACGAGGACAAGGACAAGUUCGUCAAGCGCUGCAAAAGCGACGUGGUGCUACUGUACGACGAGGCCGGCCCCGAGCGACUGGAGUCCGGGCUAGGGAGUUCCGUGCUCGGGCUGCUCCUGCAGAAACUCCGGGACGACGGCUGCAAGGCUUUCUACCUGGAAGGAGGGUUCAAUAAAUUCCAGUCAGAGUUCCCCGAACACUGCGAGACCAACUUGGACUGUUCAUGUCCCAGCAGCUCCCCGCCAUCGUCUGUUCUUGGGCUGGGAGGCCUCCGCAUCAGCUCCGACUGCUCAGACGGUGAAUCGGAUCGUGAGCCGGGCAGUGCCACAGAAUCUGAGGGCAGCCCGCUGCCCAACAACCAACCAGCAUUCCCUGUCCAGAUCCUGCCAUAUUUGUACCUGGGCUGCGCCAAAGACUCAGCCAAUCUGGACGUGCUCAGCAAGUAUAACAUCAAGUAUAUCCUCAAUGUGACGCCCAACCUCCCCAACAUGUUUGAACACGAAGGGGACUUCAAGUACAAACAGAUCCCCAUCUCGGAUCACUGGAGUCAGAACCUCUCACAGUUUUUCCCGGAAGCCAUUUCCUUUAUUGAAGAGGCACGCUCCAAAAAGUGUGGCAUCCUGGUGCACUGCCUGGCAGGUAUCAGUCGUUCAGUGACGGUGACGGUGGCCUACCUGAUGCAGAAGCUGAACCUAUCGCUCAACGACGCCUACGACUUUGUCAAGCGCAAGAAGUCCAACAUUUCACCCAAUUUCAACUUCAUGGGACAGCUGCUGGACUUCGAGCGGACUCUGGGCCUAAACAGCCCGUGCGACAACCAUGCCACGUCGCCCACCAAUGAGCAGCUCUUCUUUACCACGCCCACUAACCACAAUGUUUUCCAACUGGACACGCUGGAAUCAACGUGAGAUCGGCGGAGAAAGGCUGCCCCGUAUCGUUUGGGUUUAGGUGAUCCUGUUACCGCGGUAACCAAGUGGUUGCGCGGAGGCGCUCGCAGCCGCUUUAAUGAAUGUUUUAGCUCCAGGAAGCUGGGAGCCCGGGAACGUCGAGGUCGCAGACGACGCCUCGAAAGCGGGAUGUUUUUAAGAAAGCCAAGGACGGCUUUCUUCAAGCCAAGGAGACUUCUUCGUACAAAGACUUGGGGAGACAAAAAAAAUGGAAAAUACACCGCACUUCCACGGCAAAAUGGAGAACGUGGGGUCUUUGAAAAAUUUCUCAAUGGAGUUUAAGUUUUUAAAAACCAAGGAAUUAACACAUGCACACACACAAGUAUUUGUAUGUGCUGUUUGUAUGGUAUAGCAGAAUGAAAUGUCUACAUUCAUUUUUUUGUAUAUUUUGUGUGCUUUUAUGCACCAGUUUAGAUCAUGUAUUGAUAUAAAUAUAUAUACGUACACACAUGAUGAUUAUAUUGACAAUAAUGGUAUCUUUGGCCAAAACGGUGAGAUUGUUAAACUAAAAUGAUAAGUCGUGUUUGAUGAUAGGAUGCAGUUUGCACUGUCGUGUAGCCAAUUACUUGCUGGCACUGGUGUGCUGCCAUUUCAAGAUAGACAAGGAUGGGUUAGAGAAGCAAGUCCAAAGGUGGUCCGCUUAAAGGGCCAAAUAUUGGGCCUAUGUUUGACUUUUGACCAACUGUAGUUCACACAUAGGUGCGUCCUUCCCUACACUGUCCAACCAGAAGUACCAGUUGUAUGUUUCGCAACUUAACUGCUUUGUUUCAUCAUCGCGCCAUAGCGAGGCUUAACCAAACCGGUUUUACCGACGGCACCAACAUUUUAUACUUUUGAGUCAGACAAGGUGGAAGCACUUAGCUUAUCUCGGCAACCUUUGGCAAAGAAGUGCCUCCUUUCUUGAGUAUGUACAAACUCUUUUUACACGGCAUGUUAAAUCCAGGUUUCUGGUCUGGUUUUGUGACGGAAUGGGGUCUGCAAAUUAUUGCAGGUUGUAGCAGAGCCGUAACACAAGUCUUUUCGGAAAUAGUGUGGGAUUCAUAACAGAAGUGGCUUAGUGCCUGUGUGAUGGGGAACUCCAUAUUGUGUUAGGCGAGUGAAGUUUAAAAUCUGCCAUUCACUUCCUCUGCCUUGUUAAAAGUAUUUCAUAUGCCAGACUCUUUUUAAAACGGUCACUAGUGUGUCACAGGAUUUAAUGUGAAAAGCUUGUGUUACAGCUCUGAUGCGGCCAUUUUGUGGUGUCUUUGUAAAAGUGUAUCGAUGAAAACUGCACUUACUUUAGAACGUUUGGUCUGAAUCACCCUUAAGCCUUGAGUGUACAGUAUAUUGUACAAGAAAAGUAUUCAACCUAAUUGGGUAUAGAUAUAAAUAUAUAUAUUUGAGCGUGAAUAGUAAAUGGACAUAUAUAUUAUAUUGUUUUGUAUACCUGAGCAUGCUGCGGUACUGUAUGACUCAGCCACCAGUUGGAUGUUGCUUUAAAAAAGGAAUAAUGGAGAUUUUGUUGUUUGUUUACAAAAUGGAGGAUUUUUCCAAGACUGAGGCAAAAGCCCGCUUCCCCUUCCAGAUGCCCCCUUUUUGUAGUAGCGGGAGCUAAAGAACGUGUAGCUUUUGUCCAAACGUAAUCCGAACCUCACACAAAAAAAUGUCUAUCUUUUCUCCUUUAUAGUCAACAUGGUUACACGAUUGGCCUCAUCUUAGCGUAUUUAGCAUUGUUAGCUAAAUAUGCUGUAAUAAAAAAUUAAGUAAAUUUAAUAUUUUGAACACAGAUGCUCAAAUGAAUCAUCUUUCAUUUCAUUGCAGGAGGUAAACUGUAAAUUCUACAAAAGGGAAAUAACCUUUGUGUGUAUUAUUUAACUGUGUGAUGCUGACACACAAUAGGCUACAUUUAUUUAAACGUAAAUAGAUUAAAAAAUAAUUAGGUUAGACUUAUAAUUACCGUAAUUUUCGGACUAUAAGGCACACCUGACUGUAAGCCGCCACCCACCAAAUUUGACAUGAAAACGGCAUUGGUUCUUCUAUAAACCACACUGGAUGAUAAGCUGCAGCUUUCCUCACUGUUUUAUAAGAUAUUUACACCAAAAGAUAUUAACCGGAAAAUCAAUAUUUGACAGCAACAUCAUAAGACUGUCUUAAGACCAAAUGAACCACCAUGAAGCUUUGAACCAAUUGGCUGCACAGCAUCAUUGCUUCAAGGAGCAUUUGGCCAUCACUGCUCCCUGGAGGGGGGACAGUCAACCUCUGCUGUGACAUGCUAGCAACACUGUUGUCAUCCAACAUGCCUCCUAACAUGCAUUACAGCACUACAAAUGUAAAUAUCAAUCAAAAUUCAUGUUAUGUGCUAAUUAUUUCUUCAGUUACUGUUCCAGUUGUUUAAUUAUUUGCUAGUUAUGGUAUUUGGUCACACUUUGUUUGACAGUGGCGUCAUAAGCCUGUCAUAAGACUAUUAUAAUUAUGACAUGACACUGCCAUGAAUGCUUAUGACAGUUGGCAUUUUGUGUAAUACAGCAAAUUAUCUUACUUUUGAAUGGAUGUAAAGAUUCGAGCUGGAGUUAGCGACAUAACUCAAAAUGUCCUUAAUGCCCAUGAUAUUGUCAUGUCAUAAUUACGAUGGCCUUAUGGCAGUCUUAUGACGCCACUGUCAAAGAAAGUGUUACCUACAGACCCAAAUAAAUCUACAAAUAAGACGCACUGGACUAUAAGCCACAGGAUUCAAAAUGAGGGAAAAAGUAGGGGCUUAUGGUCCGAAAGUUACGGGAAGUAAAUGUAGGAUUUUGAACACAAAUGCUCAAAUUAAACAUCUUUUAUUUAAUUACAGGAGGUAAUUCUACAAAAGGGACAUUACCUUUAUGUGUAUUGUUUAGCUAUGUGAUGCUGACCUACGAUAGGCUACAUAUAUUUGAACGUACAUGGAGAAAAAAAUAAUACGGCUCAAAUUUUUUUUUAAAGAAAUGAAUGUCAUUAAUUAGUCAUGCUAACUAAAUAAAAUUCGAGAGGAUUUCGAAUGUUAAGUGCUGAAAAAGAUAAUUUGUCAAUUUAUAUUCAAUUGUGUCAAAAUUUCUGAAUUCUGCUCUUGCUCUUUGUGGCAUCAAGUAGUUUUGCUGUGUGACAGUAACUUUUUUAAAAAAAAAGAAUCUUAAUUUGAACAAAUGCAUUGAUUUUACUACUGCCAAAAACCAGAUCUGAAUCCACGCCAAAUUAUAAUUCAGACUACAACAGCAACCUGGUUGUGAGUUUCUUGUGUGAGGUUCAGUGUUUGCAAUUGGAAACCGAACGAUUUUGUUUAUAGUGUUCGGGUGUGAGCAGGGUUGGUCUCAGCUGGCCUUACAAACUCUUUCUGACUGUUGAAAUCUCUUUGUAUCUCAAUUUUUACAAGACAGCUAUGUAAAAAUAUAUAGAAAAUAAUUUGAAUCAAAAUGCAGUAAAAAGUUUUUUUUUUUUUUUUUUUUUUUU